GGCGGAAAUCCAAGCGCGUGUGUAGUGUGUAAUUAGAGUGGGAAAGAAAGAGAUUGUCGACCUACUGCUGACCCGACGUUCUUGCUUCUGGAGCGAAUUCUAGCAGACAUCUAAAACAUAGUCAUAACUCGUUUGAAAACACACAGCUAUUCUGAGGGCUAUACUGCAGAAUACAUGGUUUUGUACAGACACAGGCUGGCAGUUCUGGUUGAGCGUUUAAGGGGAAGUAACUGCUGGCGAACUAUUGAGAGCCGUCCUGUGCAGAGUAUCUCUACAAAAGAAGUAAUGAGUGCAGCAAAGAUGGUAGCAGACUCCACACAGUCUGACGUAACCGGAGACCAACAAGAGAACAAACGGAAAAGACACAGACGAGACAAGAAAAGCAGGAAAGAUUCCAGAAAGAGACGGGUAUCAGCAUCCCCUGACAGCGGCAGUGGCGAAGGCGGUAGCGCGUCGGAUGAGUUCGACUCCGACGCAGACCUCAAGAAGGAGCUGAAGCCGCUUCACGCUUUUCUAGGAGACCGAACGGCCUUCCUGGACGAGAUGCUACGAUCUGUCCGGGGCUCCAGCCUCCAGCGCGCUUUGCCGGCAAAACUCAGGGACAUGCCGCCGGAGGAACUUCGCAGGCGGUGUUUGGAGCAGCUGCAAGUCAUGUCCAGAAAGCGCAUCAAACGGAUCAUGGCAGGGGAUGAUCCCGCAGUCAUCUCAUCAUCCAGCACUGAGGACGAAAUCAUCGUUUGGAGAGGAAGAGAGAGGGGACGCAACAAAGCCGAUGACUUUGUACGGAUCACGUGGACACGUCGUGGAACACCAGAAACCCCUUCUCGCAGCUGUGAAGCGGCGCAAGCUGGUCUGGUGUGGUCAUAUGACCAGCAAAUCCAUCCAUUCUCAGGAUACCUUUGA
Messenger RNA from Pomacea canaliculata, 903 nucleotides. RefSeq lists its product as uncharacterized. Bases 175 to 903 code for a protein of 242 amino acids. The transcript is spliced from 7 exons. NCBI's taxonomy places the organism in Eukaryota, Metazoa, Mollusca, Gastropoda, Architaenioglossa, Ampullariidae. The record is from RefSeq and is a predicted model, not a curated record.